AGUAAAUCACGCUCGGCGAUGGAGAGAAGAAGCUUCUGGCGUAUGAAGACCGACUUACCGAACCCCGGGAAAUUCGAGGAUAUUAGUCAAGAAUCGAAUAAGAUAUUUCAUCUUGACACCUAUGAGGGGAUCAUGAUUAAUUUUCAACGCGGACUGAGCAACUCGUUUAUGAUUGACCAUGCGAUGCAUCUACAACCUUCAGCGGAACAAUAUGGCACAUAUCACUUUGGGGCGAAUUUCGCUGAGGGAAAGCACUUGCUACUGAGUAAGACAGCUACGAAUGGUGAAGUUUUUGCACGAUACAUUGGAACUUUGACUCCAAACUUUUCCCUUAACAUGCAAGCUCAGCUCGUUCCGACUCCUCACAAUUCCCAUGCUUUGAUCACCGCGGACUACAAGGGCUCUGAUUGGUUUGCGCAAUGCAAGAUUGGUUCCAUGGCUCAGUUUGGAUUUUCUUAUCUCCAGAGCAUCACACGCUCCUUGUCGUUGGGCCUUGAUUUCAUGUAUCUAGGACGGCCUCCGUUCAACCAGCCGCCAGUCAGCAUCAUCACUGCGGGACUGCGUUAUUCUACCGAGAGGCUUGCCUUUGUCUCCAAGCUCACGUCAACAGGACAGCUCCAAGCUUCUUAUGUCCAGAGGGUGCGAGAUAAUCUUACGUUCGGAACGGAGAUGUCUGUAGACGUAGCCUCCACCGAGUCGCUUUGCGCUGUGGGCUACGAGUAUAGCACGCAGGCGGGAUCUUUCAAAACAAACUUGACGACGGAUGGAAAGGUUACUUCAAUCUUUGAAAAAACGUUGUCGGAAGUGUCCUCGAUGUCCUUGUCUGUCGAGGUUGAUCACAAGAAGCAAGCAUGUAAAUAUGGUAUAGGGUUUCAACUGAUACAGUAA
Molecule: messenger RNA, 888 nt
Organism: Guillardia theta CCMP2712
Lineage: Eukaryota; Cryptophyceae; Pyrenomonadales; Geminigeraceae
Exons: 11
Coding region: 19-888 (289 amino acids)
Biological process (GO): protein import into mitochondrial matrix
Cellular component (GO): mitochondrial outer membrane translocase complex; mitochondrial outer membrane
Molecular function (GO): transmembrane protein transporter activity
Source: RefSeq, a predicted model, not a curated record